CUCUCUCCCGGGUGGACCUUGACGGUGCUGCUUGGAUCCUCUGGCUGGUGUUUGGAUUCUGUUUGUUGCUGCAGACUUCCUCGGCCCGGGCCCCAGCUCAGUGAAGACAAGUUGCGCGUGGGCACCAUGAAUCGCUUGGGCUCGGUGCAGCGGAAGAUGCCGUGCGUGUUUGUGACGGAGGUGAAAGCUGAGCCUUCAGCUAAGCGGGAGCAUCAGCCAUUUAAAGUUUUGGCAACUGAAACUCUAAGUGAAAAGGCAUUAGAUGCAGAUGUGUACAAUGCGGUUGCAACAGAAAAAGUGGAUGGAACAUGUUGUUAUGUUACUAACUACAAAGGUCAGCCAUACCUUUGGGCGCGACUAGAUAGAAAACCUAACAAGCAAGCUGACAAAAGAUUUAAAAAAUUUCUACAUUCAAAAGAAAAUGCAAAAGAGUUUCAUUGGAACACGGAGGAAGACUUCAAGCCUGUCCCAGAGUGCUGGAUACCAGCAAAGGAAAUAGAAAAACAGAACGGGAAGCCAGUGCCUGAUGAAAAUGGACACAUUCCUGGUUGGGUACCAGUAGAAAAGAACAGCAAGCAGUAUUGCUGGCACUCGUCUGUAGUGAGUUAUGAGCUUGGAAUUGCCCUGGUACUAAGGCACCAUCCUGAUGAUCCUGGGGUUUUGGAAAUUAGUGCUGUUCCCCUGUCAGAGCUUUUAGAGCAAACUCUGGAGCUGAUAGGAACGAAUAUCAAUGGAAACCCAUAUGGGCUAGGAAGCAAGAAAUACCCAUUACAUUUUCUUACACCACAUGGGGCAUUCCAGGUCAGAAACCUGCCUACACUGAAACACAAUGACCUGCUGUCCUGGUUUGAAGACUGCAGAGAGGGUCAAAUAGAAGGGAUUGUGUGGCAUUGCGGUGACGGCUGUUUAAUUAAGGUCCACCGCCACCAUCUUGGUUUAUGCUGGCCACUUCCGGAUACCUACAUGAACUCCAAACCAGUUAUUAUUAACAUGAACCUGGACAAAUAUGACUGUGCUUUUGAUCACCAGUCUUUGUUUAAUAAGUUUUCAAAAAUAGAUAAGCAGAAAUUUGAUAGGCUCAAAGAUAUAACCCUUGAUAUAUAAAAUAGAAAUAAUAGUUGGGACUAUUGUGAUUUUUUUUUUAAUAUUGGACAGGUUUGCCAUGUUUACACAGGUCAAUUUAUUUUUGCUAGCUGCUUGGCAAAACACAUGUCAACUUCUAAACAUGUUUCUAUGUAUUUAUAGAAAUCAUCAUUAGGUUUGAAUAUCUUAACACAAAAAUAAGUAUAAAAUAAUCAAUUUUAAAUAGUAAGAUCAUUAUAAGCUUACCUUUAUGCUUUUAGAGAAUUUAAAAUAUUAUGAAAAUAGGAAAUAUUUAUCAUAGCUCAUUAUAUACUAUAUAGUCAUAAAUUUUUGUCAUAGCUCAUUAUAUACUAUAUAGUCAUAAAUUAUUGAAGUCUUCAAAAAUAUACUUUUCUAACAAGUUAAAACUAAAUAUGAUUUUAUUUUUAAGCAAAAUAAUACAGUAUUUUGAGAGGUAAAUUCUGUAGGUCAGAGACUGAUUUCCAGCUGAAACUUCUAUGUCAUCAGUAGUUUAAAUCUACAGUUAAAUGAGGCCAUUAAUAAAUCGGGACGCCAUUAGGACUUUCUCCGUCUUCCUGCUGUUCAGAAGCAGCAAGUGGGCGAGGCAAUUCAAAUCCAAAUUGUUCAGAAAGUUUGUUUAACUUCUCUUCUAAGAGAAUAUUUUUCUUCACUUCUUCCUUAUAAUUGUACUUCAGGUCUUCAAUUUCUUCAAAGAAUGAAGGGUCAAAAUUUUCCAGUUCUUUUUUCAGCUUUUUAAUUUCCUCCUAAAAGUUACAUACAGGAUACAUGUUUUUGGUUUGAAAUUUAAAUUUGAUUGUAAACAUGAAAACUCAAAAUCCUAAAUAUUUUUCUUUAUAUUUCACUGUUCAAGGUUCCAUUAUACCAUGUGCAUAAUGUAUAAGCUUCCAUCUUUGGCUUAAUUUUAAGAUUGAAUCUUUAAACUGCCUCAGAUAUUCUCAGGCAAGCUAAAAGGACUUUGCUUUUUACAACAUUUUUCAGUAUUUUUAAUGUUCUGAUUUUUUACCUUUCUAUCUAAUAUUGAUGAUCACGGAAACCCUGGGACUUGUAAGAGUUGAGUACCUGGUGAAGGAGAGUGAUGUGAGCGGUGUUUACACUAACAGUGGUGAGUGGCCAGGGCUCACUGCUAGCCAUUGUGUUUCUGGAGUCUUAAGGGGAAGGACAGAAAUGAUUUAAGGUAAAGAUCCCUGAAAAUAAUUUCAAGGUGCUUAAAAAACACCUUUUCCACCAUGACCCACAAAUUAAGAAAACAGUUAAAAAAAAAAAAAAAAACCCUAAGAGGGUUGCAUUGGUUACAAUUUAAAAAUAAAUUUAUUCUCUAAUCCUUUCUGUUUGUCUGAUUUUUUGCUGUUGCCAGUUGUUUAAUAAAAAGUUGUCAUGAGUCCAAUAAUAAUAAAGUAAAUGUAAAAUAAA
This is a messenger RNA of Rattus rattus (black rat), 2514 nucleotides long. RefSeq names its product chromosome 1 C12orf29 homolog (gene Rlig1). The record is from RefSeq and is a predicted model, not a curated record. The transcript has 7 exons. Bases 127 to 1104 code for a protein of 325 amino acids. NCBI's taxonomy places the organism in Eukaryota, Metazoa, Chordata, Mammalia, Rodentia, Muridae. Gene Ontology annotation, biological process: response to reactive oxygen species. Gene Ontology annotation, molecular function: RNA ligase (ATP) activity.